Molecule: messenger RNA, 321 nt
Organism: Opisthocomus hoazin
Lineage: Eukaryota; Metazoa; Chordata; Aves; Opisthocomiformes; Opisthocomidae
Source: RefSeq, a predicted model, not a curated record
AUGAGAUGCAAGCCUCAGGAUGAUGAUCAAAAACAGAGAAGACUGAGAAUUGCUGGGGACACAAAAGACAGUCAGCUAGCACAAGGGAAUGUUACUGAAUGCAGUCGCAUCAAGACGGGCUACAACUGCUGGGUGCGGGUUGUUCUCAAAUACCGACAUUGUGAUGGGAACCUCUGUAUCAAAGUAACGGAUGAUGUAGCUUGUUUGCUGUAUAGAACAGACCAGGCGCAAGACGUAAAGAAGAUCGAGAAAUUCCACAGUCAGCUAAUGCGACUCAUGGUGGCUAAGGAAUCCCGCAGUGCUGCCAUGGAAACAGACUGA